GUGAAGCCAAUAGGGGGCGGGCUGAAAAGGCUCUUCGGGAGGACCAAUCGGGAGGCGCGACAGGGAAGUGGGCGUGGUCAGGGAGCCACUGGCGGGCGGCUGUCACCGGUUGCGAGGCGCAAAAUGACCACUGCUAACAAAACACCUCCUGGUGCAGAUCCAAAGCAACUGGAAAGGACUGGAACUGUUCGAGAAAUAGGAUCGCAAGCAGUGUGGUCACUUUCAUCUUGUAAACCAGGCUUUGGUGUGGACCAGUUACGAGACGACAAUCUAGAAACCUACUGGCAGUCUGAUGGAUCACAGCCUCAUUUGGUGAACAUUCAAUUCAGAAGAAAAACAACUGUGAAGACCCUAUGUAUUUAUGCAGAUUAUAAAUCAGAUGAAAGCUACACUCCAAGCAAGAUUUCUGUCAGAGUAGGAAAUAACUUUCACAACUUACAAGAAAUUCGGGUCUUUGGCUCUGCUAAUUUCAAGGAAAUGAACCAUGAGAAUUAUUGAAAGAAAAGAGCUGAUAAAGUCUGGGGAUGUCAUUAAUUGCCUUAAUGCAGACUUUUAGCAUGAUGACUUAACAACCUCUUAGGAACAUGGGAUAAUAAUGACUUUUUAAUAGACAGUGGCUGUCAGUACUCCAGAAAACCUUCAGUAGAAUCCAUGUUAAUUUUUGUAACUUUUCUUAUAUCCAGACAUGUUGAAAAUGCAACCUGCAUUUUCUUUAUAAUUGGUUUAUAGACCAACUAGCUCUACCAACAAUUAUGAGCUGAAUAGAUGUAUACAAUUGCUUUACCGUGAUCCCAUUAAAAUCCAGGUUAUGCUCUGAAGAAGACUGCUUCUAAUAGUGUUACUCUGUCCAAAGUAAACAAUGCCUCUUUACCAACAAACUUGUGAGGAACCGAUUGUUGGCACUCAAUUGCAAAGUUGCUUUUCAAGAGUUUGUGAUCAAGUAAUAAAAGCUGAGAAUGCUGA
Messenger RNA from Anolis carolinensis (green anole), 963 nucleotides. It is a transcript of the gene anapc10, whose product is annotated as anaphase promoting complex subunit 10. Gene Ontology annotation, biological process: protein K11-linked ubiquitination; anaphase-promoting complex-dependent catabolic process. The transcript has 5 exons. Gene Ontology annotation, cellular component: anaphase-promoting complex. The record is from RefSeq and is a predicted model, not a curated record. Bases 124 to 498 code for a protein of 124 amino acids. Lineage: Eukaryota; Metazoa; Chordata; Lepidosauria; Squamata; Anolidae.